This is a messenger RNA of Ipomoea nil (Japanese morning glory), 1799 nucleotides long. RefSeq names its product protein disulfide-isomerase-like. Gene Ontology annotation, molecular function: protein disulfide isomerase activity. NCBI's taxonomy places the organism in Eukaryota, Viridiplantae, Streptophyta, Magnoliopsida, Solanales, Convolvulaceae. Bases 115 to 1617 code for a protein of 500 amino acids. Gene Ontology annotation, biological process: response to endoplasmic reticulum stress; protein folding. Gene Ontology annotation, cellular component: endoplasmic reticulum. The record is from RefSeq and is a predicted model, not a curated record. The transcript is spliced from 11 exons.
UAACUAGCAAGGCAGGCAUAGAGGCAUUGCGCUUCCCACUCCGCUCGUCUCGUUUCCAUUUCUCAUCUACUUCUCAGUACCCUGUUUCGGACACACAGCUUCUGCUGUUUGACCAUGUCGCGGAGGAGAGCUUUCCUUGGCAUUUUCGUAAUUCUGGCGGCGCUCUUCGCCGCCGCAGCAACCGCCGAGGUGGAGGCGGAGGAGAAAGAAUACGUGCUGACUUUGGACCAUACUAACUUCUCCGACACGGUGGCCAAACACAAUUUCAUCGUCGUCGAGUUCUACGCCCCUUGGUGCGGACACUGUAAGAGACUUGCUCCAGAGUAUGAAAAAGCUGCAUCCAUUUUGAGUAGUCAUGACCCUCCAAUCACUCUUGCAAAAGUUGACGCCAGUGAUGAAGUAAACAAAGAACUUUCCACCAAAUACCGGGUCCAAGGUUUCCCAUCCAUUAAGAUCUUACGUGAUGGAGGAAACAAGGUUCAAGAUUAUAAAGGCCCUCGUGAAGCAGAUGGUAUAGUUACUUAUUUGAAGAAACAAGCUGGUCCUGCAUCAACUGAAAUCCAGUCCAGGGAAGAUGCUUCUUCUCUAAUUGAUGAGAAAAAGAUAUUUGUUGCUGGUGUAUUUCCAAAAUUUUCUGGGGCAGAAUUUGAAAACUUCAUAACUCUAGCUGAAAAACUCCGAGCUGAUUAUGAUUUUGCUCAUACACUUGACGCUAAACACCUCCCCCGGGGCGAACCAGUUGAUAAGCCCACUCUUCGUCUACUUAAGCCAUUUGAUGAGUUGUUUGCUGAUUACCAGGACUUUGAUGUUGAUGCAAUGGAGAAAUUUAUUAAUGAAGCUAGUACUCCUAUAGUGACUGUUUUUGACAAAAAUCCAGACAAUUAUCCCUAUAUUGACAAGUUUUUCAGGAGUAAAUUUGCCAAGGUGUUGCUGUUUGUGAACUUCAGUAGUGAACUUGAUGCGUUCAAGUCCAAAUACGAUGAAAUUGCAGCGUUUUAUAAGGGAAAGGAUAUAGGCUUUAUGUUGGGGGAUGUCAAGUCCAGUGGUGGUGUGUUUCAGUACUUUAAAGUGCACGAGGAUCAGGCACCUCUUGUCUUAGGACAGACAAAUGAGGGCGAAAAAUAUCUCAAGCCAAAUGUGGAACCUGAUCAAAUUGCAACUUGGGUAAAGGACUUCAAGGACGGUAAGUUGAAGCCAUUUCUAAGCUCAGAGCCUAUUCCCGAGAACAACAGCCAACCAGUGAAGGUUGUUGUCACUGAUAGCCUUGAGGAAAUGGUAUUUAACUCAGGAAAGAAUGUUCUACUGGAAUUUUAUGCUCCUUGGUGUGGCCACUGCAAGCAGCUAGCUCCAAUCUUGGAUGAAGUCGCAAUCUCACUUGAGAAUGAUCCCAAUGUCAUGAUUGCAAAACUAGAUGGAACCGCGAAUGAUAUCCCGAAAGGGAAGUUUGAAGUUAAAGGAUACCCAACUCUGUACUUCAAAUCUGCAUCUGGUAACCUGUUGCAAUAUGAAGGCAAUAGAACAAAGGAGGACAUUAUUGACUUUAUCCACAAGAACAGGGACAAGACUAUCCAAUCAGGCUCUGCAACAUCUGAAGAACCAUCCAAGGAGGAGCUGUAAGAAGGUUUGAAGAUUUUGAGGCUAGUUCGAGUUUGUGUCUGUUGCGGAACUGAAUAAAAUGCUAGGCAUGUAACACUUGUAGCAUUUCCAAUCUUGGGGUUGGGGUGUUUUCAGUUAGCUGUUAGCCCCUACCUCGUACCGUGUAACAAAACCUUAAAUAAAUCUGUGUUCUUCUAUCCUAA